AUGUGGAACAAAGCAAAACAAAGGCGAGUUAAAAUCCUUACAAAGUUCAACGAAGCCAAAAUUGAUAUCCAGAGUAAAGAAGAACUGAGUCUAAUCGGUAGACUUUCGGUACGCCAGUGGAGCUCGCCAACAGACCAUGUAGAAAUCGAAGACGGUCCAAUUUUUUCAGAAAUAUUGUCAGGAUAAAAUUUUGUAUAAAAAAUAUGUCAUGGUCAGCGUUUUCCUGACACCCCAGAGAUAGUAAUGCAAACAGCAAAUAGCGUUGAAAAAAGAUGUGGGCCGGCAGACUUGAUCGUCGCACAGAAGAGUCGUUAAUUUGAGACCAAGGGUUCCCAAUAACAAAUUUACUACUUAAUUUGUGGUUCAACAUUCUUGGAGAUUUUGAUCAAAAACACCAAGGUAUUCCAGAGUUCUGGAUGCAGAUGACACUCCAGAUCUACAUUUUGACUGGCGAACAAUUUCUUAGUUAAAAUUGACCUUGUAUUAUGGUCCGACUUUUAAAAUUGUGGAGUUGCGCUUGCGGAUCAUGAUUCAGGACACGUUACUGAUCGUCUUCAUUUCCUUCUUCACAGCCUUUCUUGGCGAAGGUUAGUAGACAUAAUAAUUGGACAGUAAAACUGUGUUACAGGUACUGUCAGGAACCGUCUACCCUUAAUGCUUAAGCAGGUUGAAAGGGCUCGGCCCGACAGAUUGCGACUUCCUAACACUAUUUCACAAGCCAUCACUUCCAUAGCCUCUGACAUGUCAUUGUACGAUUUAUUAUAACUUGGUGAAGAUGUCUUCGCAAUAGAAAUCGUGGGGUGUGCGUUCACCUCAUGAUUUCUCUUGUCGCGCAUGGCGCCAAAUUUUGACACGCAUAUAGGCCAGGUAUAAAUGUGGCCUUUUUAUGGUUGGAGUUUAGACAUUCUUGGUCAUGUGAAGGUGUUUCGUGGUUCUUUCAAUAUUUCAUUUUCCACAUUCUUAUCACCCUUAAAUUACGCUAAGUCGGUGUGGAUUUUUGUGUUGUGCCCUAGUCUAAUGCCUGGUCUGACAUCUGUACUUUCGAAUAAUGACCUUACUGAUGUUGGGCCUCUUCAGCCGAGCUCCGCACUUACUUUACUUUAAGUAUGGAAUUUUGGGAACUCGAUAUUUCGCUUUCUAUUUUUAUGCAAGUAAAACCAAGACCUCUCGAUUCAGUCUUAGACUCACCUAAGUCUUAAAGCCAAAAUUCCAUACUGCAUUCUGCAGCCGACCGAAGGCCUGGUUGGCUUUGGAGAUCUGAUGAACCACUUCGUUGUCGAUUUUAUUGCAGCAUGAGAGAGCACUACCUCGGUAGGCGAAGUUACACAUGGUCUCAGAUUGGGUGCCAUUUACGUAAAUGUGAAGGAUGUUGUAUGCGGUGUUAGGUGGAGCUUGACACCGCCGUUUUGUCCGCAUUGAUCGCCGGCCCGAAGUCGGCGCAGCCAGAGGCGGAGAGGUCCCUGCUCCGUGGUACAUCUCCCUCUGUCGCGGUGUUGAGCGCGCAAUCGUCCACAAAGAGCAGAUUGUGGACAUGGAGAGGCGCGUUAGGGUCUGUAUGCACCCGCUACUGAGAUGGUCGUCGGUCCUGUAGGCUAUGCAGAUCUCGGGACGCUCAUUACGGUAGACGUCCAUCAGCAGGGCAGAGGAAAUGAGGCUGGAGAGUGUGGGACGACAACACAGCCAUGCUUUACCCCGUUGGUAGCCUCGAAUGCUUCUGCUCACCUUCACACCUGUAUGUAGACACACAGGAGUUGUUCUUAUUGUCGUCGUCUUCAACGAGGCCUCGUUUGGUCUUCCAUUAGAGGGUCGGUCGAGCCCACGAAUUUUCAGGAUGAAGGGCAAGCACUGUCGGCCGGAUACGUCUGGGUGGUGUGUGCAUCCUGUACACACGGCCCAUUUAGUAUUCGUACAUGGCUGUUUUGAUGAAAGCCCUCUGAGUGGCCCAACGUCGAGUCUAGAGAUUUCAACGAAAUCGGGGACCGCGCGCUCCCGGUCGAUCCGGGUACUCAGUUUUGCUGCAUCCUCAAGAGUCACGGUAGAGAGAGGGGCUAAGAGGGGCGACUAUGUUUCGUUCAGUAGCUGGGCAAGAUGUUCUUCCAAUUUAAGCUUCGCGUCUGUCAGUCGCUCCUACUGCGCACCUGUAUUGUCCCCGAUCCUGGCGGCCAGAUUGCCAAACCUGUUAGCCUCUGAAAUUAUAUUGAGCUUUCCGAUUUCCCUGUUCGGCAAAGCACUUUUACUCCUAAGUGGGCGGUCAUUGGACUAUCAGUCGGGCAGAUCUUUUGACCAAAUAUGCGAAUUCUGCGGGAGCAUUCCCUAUGAUCGUGGCAUCUCUGAAAAGUAUGUUUACGUUCGAGCCACUUUUUCCUAUUAAAAACGCCUCAGAGACAUUUGUCAUUGUACAUAACUAGUUCAGCGUGCUUAGACGAGUCUAUAGUUUUUUUUCGACGAGACCCUAAUUGGAUUACCAGAUGGCCGCAAACCGGCAUUUUUAACAACGAUGUCGUCCAGCCCGGUAAACAUGGCAAUUCUCUCACCGUUUUCAAGCUGAUAUAGCGGUUAGAAACUCGAUCCCCAACCACUGCGCACCUCCAAUCCUGCGAAGACGAGAAAAUAUCUCGUGAGAACACGUCCGGCGUCUGACUGAAGUUUGUCAUAAGAUACCUUUUUAUGUAUCCAGCAUCAUUGCAUACGCUUGAACAACCUUGAGUUUGUCAACACAACAUCUUAGGUGAAAUGUGCAGUCUUCAGCGGCAUCAAUUUCAGUCGUAGAAGUGAGGCUUUGUCUUGAUCAUUCAAAGAGCACAGUUAUCAGUGACACCAUUGUAAUCGCGACUUAAGUAUUUUUCAGCAUUUGACACCCUGACGCUGCUCACGGCAUGAUCUGACAAAAGCACCUCGCCAAAGCCAACUUUCGCACGUCGCUGCAAAAGUGGUUCUCAUGUUCUUUCUUCAAUGCGAACAGGAUAGCUUCCACACUGGCCGUUCGGAUCCUACUGUGCGAUUCCUAUGGACGCCGUAUCAUGAGUCAGGACGCACAAUAUAGACCUUUGUAUAAGACUGAGAUUCAGGGGUCCCCAGUCCUCACCUCAACCUUUGCACGCACAUCCGUCCAGCAAGGUAUCGAUGACGGGGAGAAGUCACGUAGCAGUGACUCAUGCCGUCCACGUCACAGUGCCGUCGCCCAACUCCGUGACACUUUAUAGUGAAGAUGGGUGAAAAUCCGCUUCUCAGAUAUCGCGUUCAUCAUUCCCCGAAGAAGACGAAGACGGAGAGAGGACGAGUUCAUGGACGUUUAGGAAACUUCCUCGUCUAAGUCAUCAGAGUUGUGUAGUCGCUGCUGGUUCGGUUUUGCCACCCGCCCCCUCCCGUAGCCGUGCUCGACGCACGAACUUUGACCUGUCCGUUUGCUACCAAAUAGCUUUGACACCUCUGAAGAUGGCCGUUGAUAGGCUCAAGCGACCUUUGCUCCCUUGUGAGUAGUCAAGUCAACGUCGGCCUGUCGGCCUUCCCCACGUCAAUCGGCGGACUGAGCAGUUGUUUCUGUUCGCGCGAGCUGCUUUUGGCCUCGCACCCGCGUCGGCGAGACAGUGUUUGAUGUUGGCCACGUGACCUCCGGCCGCCCCCUUCCCUAUUUUCUGUAAGUAUCAGCUCCCGGUUCCGCGUGCUCGACUGUCCUACUAGCUCUGUUCGAAUUAAUCCGAGCCUUGUACGUAGCGCUUGGUAGGUGAGAUGGAGGUCUAUAGCUCGGUUGAUUGUGCCAGUCGAGGACAUACUUUCGAGUACCAGACUGGCCAUCUUCUCAUUGGCCCGGCCGAUCACCCUUGAAUUCUCAAAGGUUGAAACUAUGGCCGAGCUCUUGUAUGUGGCCAUGUACCAGAGACAGCUUUUCCUUGCGGUUGAUUAAAAGUUGGUGCUUGUGCAAUCUUUUUCCAAGGCGUUUGCCCGUUCUACCAACAUACCUUGCAUCGCAAUUUUGCAUGGUAUGCUGUAGACCACUGCUGAUCGCUGUUACUGGUAGCGGGUCUUUGGGCAUGAUGACUUGCCGUCUGAUUGUUGUUUCUGGAUUGAACCACACCAAUCCCGAAAGGUUUCCGGAUUUUUGCCGUCGCUUCUGAAAAGUUCUUCGCAUGGGGGAUUGCGGGCCAGAACUUCGGCUCUUCUCCACUCAAAAUGAGGCUCCUUGAGGUACUUACGUAUAAAAGACCUCUGAUAACCGUUGGCGUCACGUGACCACUGUCGAACACUACCUCAUCGACGCGCAUGCAAGGCUGUAAGCAACUCGCGCGAACAGCAACAGUUGAUCAGUCCGCCUGUUGACGUGGGAGGGACCGACAGGCACACCGGCUUGGCUACUCACAAGGUAACAAAGGUCACGUGAGCCCAUCAGCGGCCAUCCUCAGGGGAGUUAAAGCUAGUUGGCAACAAACGAGCAGGCCGAACAAAGUUCGUGCGGGACGGGCAGUGAUACUAAAUAACUCAAGACCUGUAGAAGCAGCGCCCACACAACUCUGAAAUUUUUCGAACGAUCGGUACAAGUAUAGCUUGGUCCACGAACUUGCCCUCUCUCCUUCUCUGUCUUCUUCGGGGUAGACGAAGGUGCGCUCGCUGAUAGCGAUACGGGAUACACUCGUCCCGCGUUGCCCCUUAGGACUCACCCCCGAGCCCCGCCAUCAACCGCACAACGGUUAGGUAGUAUAGGCAGAAUAACAUUACAAACGAAGACAAGGAGGACUGGAAUGGCUAUUUCUGGCUUAUUAGCCGUCGUCAGCCAGUCAUACCUGGCCCUAGGUUUUGAAACACCUGGGGUUCGGACCCGCCCUCUUUUGCUUAUUAGUCUAACGUCCUAACGCUUGGACUACGGACACGCAAUUCUGUCGGUUUCGAUCGGGUAAGUUAACUGUGGUAGAGAGGUUUUCGCCGAUCACGUUGCGGGACGGAUAUGUCCCGUCGCAAACGAUAAUACAUUGACAAAUUGCGAACAAUGCACUUAAAGCGUCUGCAGCCACGCAUUCUGUAUGCAGAUUUAAACGCCGAGUUGUACUUUGGCACUCAUUCGCACGCUGUAAUUGCAUGCAGUUUGUUAUUCAUUCACUCGCCAUCGCACCAUCACUGCCAGGAGUGCCUUCUGUUUGCUGCUCGACAACGGAACGCUAAUAAACCUUAUAGGAAUUAGAAAGAAACCUACCGGAUGAUUGGUUCAGCAACUGCAUGAAGACCAAUGCCAGUCUUAGAAUUUGCGGUGUGACCUGUCGGUGCAUGCCUGUUAUUUAUUAGUUGCCAGAUGCUUUGCUCUGACCCGGAGCCGCAAGCCGUAGCGAAGCCUUCGUAAUGCGUUCUGCAAUUGAAACACGACAAGAUGUCCACCCAUGGCCCAAUUUGUGAGCCUUUGGUUUAGUGCUCAACGACCUGAACAUCCUGAUUCAGGCUCUGGGCUCUUCCGGCCUGAAGAAUGACUGGCUUGUAUUGACAACCAAGCCAGGAAUGGUCUUUAUAGUUUCUUUUUUUUCUAUUUUACCGCCCUACGACUACCUGCUUUUGGUUCCCAUUUCCCCUCUUUGCGACCUAUCAGUAAAAAGGGACGUCUUACUACCCCCAGGUCUUUCAUGGCUCCUUGUCUAUCGAACGGAAAAGUACAAAAAACUGCAAGCUGAAGUCGACAAACAAACAAAACGACGUAAGCGUGCCCUUCUGUAUUCAUUUCUUAGUGGAGAAACAGCGGGAUUCCACCAUGGAGACCAACAUUGACAAAGCGACCAAGAAGCGUCUCGGUAAUGUCCACCGCUCCAUGCUUACACUCCUUUAACGACCAGAAAAGCAGGAAGAAAAGUUAAAAAAUUUCAGUCGGGAUCUCUCCCUGGUCAAAAUGAAAUCCAUGUUUGCCAUUGGUGUGAUAUUUACUGCGCUUUUCAGCGUUUUUAACCACACGUGAGUUAAUUCUUUCCAUCUUACUACUCCCCCCCCCACUGCGUCUCAUCCUCCCUCCUACUAAGUUAUUUAUUUGAUCUUAUGUAGUUUCGAUGGACGUGUUGUUGCCCGCCUACCUUUCGUGCCGAUCUCUUGGCUACAAAACCUGUCUCAUCGGAACCUUCCUGGUUCUGACUACACAGACUGCUCCUUCAUCUUCCUCUACAUUCUCUGCACCAUGUCGAUUCGACAGGUAGGUUGUCUUCCCUCUCAUCCUUCGUCGCUCUCCCUUACUUUUUACCCGAUCUCAGUUUCACGCCUGUGGGCCUACGCACGCACUGAAGAAGGGACCUCCAAUGGCUAGGGUAUGUGCUUCACCAUACGAAAGAGUUGAUCCUGUUCAGGGUCUCGGUCCGCUUAACGCUCCCCACGCUGAUGGGGUUUCCGACUUAUUUGCGUUCAUCAGUCGGACAUAUCCCAACUUCAAUAGGGACAAGCUUGAUCGGUUGAUCAGCCUAGGUUUAAGUCACACCAGCAUAAGAAACACGAGCUCACGCCCUAUCGUCUGCGUUCGGGGAUUUUCAAAGUUACACGGGAGGAGUCAUUCACAACUCUGUCCUGAUCGAGGGACGGAAAUGAACAUUCCUGUUUUGUCUUGAGGCUCCAGGUCUGGGGCCUUCUCAGGCGUUUUCAUAGAGACGAGCUAUCACUUACGGGUUGGGGGAAGCGAAAAGGCAUGUUCCAGAAAGUACCCGCGAAUCCAAUCGACCAACAGUUAAGUAAAUAGGCCAUUAUUGUGGAAGAACUGGAUGUCUGCGUCAAUUUCGGAUACUUUUGCCAACUGUUAGGCUCCCGUAUGCGAUUAUGAAUGCACAGCAUAGGGACCAUAUAAAUACUGAUAUGCUAAUAAAAGGCGAGUUCCAGGAGGUAGUCGCGAAGAAGGAGGCACGAUCGCUGGAACAGAAGCUUUAUUAGCCUGGCCUUUCGGAUUCUCACUUGGGGACAGAGUCAGAUAAACGUAGUGGAUUGCCCAGGUGUUGCAGUCUUUGUAGGAUGUAGUUGACAGGCCGCUACAUGUCUAUCACAGUUGGCAACUCCCGAGCGCAUCACGGCUCAACCGGCCAGCUAUUGAAGUAUGCAGUUGCUAUAUGCCUGUGUGCCGGCCAAGAUUAUCGGUUCCCACGCUCAUCGCACGCAGUCGAGUUGCCGACUGCCGGAUUUCGUUAGCCGUGCUGACUCCUAGGCGAUUUGGCUCGCAGAAAUUGACACCAGGGACAGUGAUUGUCUGCGCGCACCUCGCGGCUAACUAUUUUGCCUAAGCAAAGUCUUGGCGACGAAUAUGGAGCGGGGAGGUCUUUGCGCUUGCUGAUUGAAUGAGGACCGGAAAACCAUGACUUUCGCAGUUCGCGGCUCACGCGAUCGUCAUCGCUAGCAAGAAUUUCUGCUUCAUCAAAUUUAAAUGUGUGAUUGUGUCCCGUCGAAUGAUGCCCUGAUGAAUUGUUAAGCUCGUCAGAACUGAACACGCGUUGGUGCGAGGGACUGAAAGGGGAGGAGUUGGAUGACAGUGAGACGGUGAAAGCAAGUGUAGUGAUGAGCGACUUCAGACUGUCCGGCGGUCAUGACUGCUUUCUAUCCAAAAUGAAGGACCCAGGACCGCGGCUGGCGCCUGACGUGACCAUUAAUGACAACUUCUUUUGCUUCCCGUGACAAAUGAGAGCUUCUCAAACCACUUGUAUGCUGCACCUCAGUGCUUGCAUUCAUUAGUGAGCCAAGCUGUGCAUUUGUGGUGAGAUUGUAGUCAACACUACCUCUUGGACUGCGUGACCGGUUAUUAGUUUAAGGGGGCCUCAGAAGUAAUUUGCAUCUGACCAUCUCAACAACUGUAGACGACGUGCUCAAAGACCUGCCUUCAAACACUCUCAACAAUUUCGGCAAUAAUUCUGACGAUGCAUGAAUAUAAAAUGAGGAUUUAGCUUGAAAGGUUGUUCAAGCAUAAGUGGAGACCUAAAGUUUAGCAAAAAGCAGUUUCUCAAAGUCAGUUAUGACGCGUACGGAGUGACAAAUUGUGCAUGAUGCCCUUGUACUUUGUGCAAUGAAUCGUGAAUGAUUCAAUGCUUUGGGGCAGUCAAAGGAAUUUUCAGCUUGCUGGCUUACUUUGAACCAAGAUUUUCUGUUGAUUGCGGUAGGAAGAGUUUUGCAGAAAUUGGUCUUAUGGCGGACGAAGAAAGCCAAGGGAUUAUGAGGUUUCAGCGAAGACUUGGAGAUGCAGAUUAUUCAUUAGGCAAAGUAGGUCAGAGGCGUCUUCCUUGUUGUCAACAAUCGUGAAUAUAUCAUCCACGUAUCUCUUGUAUAAUGUUGUCAUGUUUAAUUCUGAUGACACCUUUUCUUCUAAGUAACCCAUAAAAACAUCGGCGAGGGUUGGCCCGAGUGGACUACCCAUUGCGACUCCGUCAAUUUGCCUGUAAAGUUCCCCAUUAAACAGAAAUUGAACAUCUUUGGUACAAAGUACUAGCAGAUCGCGUAGUAGUUCGGGGGAGAAUCGGGUUUUGGACGCAUGGGCGCAUAUAACAUCUAUUGUUUCAUCUAAUGGUACAUUGGUAAAUAAGGAUUCCACGUCUAAAGAGAUCAUACACUUAUCGGCGAUGUUCUGGUCCUUACUUUCUUCAAUGAAAUGAAGACUGUCUUUUAUCGUGUAGGUGGAAAACAAUUGUCGAAUUGGUUCUAGCUCCUUGACAAGCCAUUUUGCUAGUCUGUGGGUAGGUGAAUUAGACAUAGAAAGAAUAGGCCGUAAAGGUGUGUCCUUUUUAUGCGUUUUUGGUAGACCAUAUAGUCUGGGGAUAUGUGUACUCUCGGUUUUAGGAGUAGUGCGGUUUUAGUAUCGAUCAGGCUUUUGUCCAACAACUUUUGCACCUUCCGGAGUGACAAAUUGUGCGUGAUACCCUUGCACUUUUUGCAGUGAAUCGUGAAUAAGUCAAUGCUUUGAGGUAGUCAAGGGAAUUUUCAGCUUGCUGGCUUACUUCGAACCCAGAUUUCCUGUUGAUUGCGGUAGGAAGAGUUUUGCAGAAAUUGGUCUUAUGGCGGGCGAGGAAAGCCAAGGAAUUACGAGGUUUCAGCGAAGAGUUGGAGAAAAUUCACCAGUAGCAGACACCAAAGUCUGUUUUUUGCACAAUACCAUUGCGCACGUGCUGAGUUUAUUUACUGAAAGCCGCCGCGUGUGACUCCGUGGCGCAACGGUAGCGCGUCUGACUCCAGAUCAGAAGGUUGCGUGUUCAAAUCACGUCGGGGUCACCGUUUUUACGCAAUUAUACUCCUUUUUAAAGUGUAAAGUAUAAACGCUAUGUGACUGUCUAUCAGAUGACUGCAAGAAGGCAUAUUUUUGUCCGUGUUCUUUAUAAAAUAUAUUCCAUUUUGCGAGACCCCCGAAAAUAAGUGGGAAAAUGCAUGCUACUCAAGUAGUCAUUGUUUAACAAGCCCUUUUUCCACAGAAGAUUGAAAAGUGGUGCAUUCGAAAGCUGGCACCCUGUCGAGUUCGAGGCAGGCGUAGUCGGUUUUGCAACCGCGCCACAUACCGGAAGACGUCGUUUACUUUUGUGGUUGUUCUCAUGCCUUUCCAGAACAAGAAAUCUUCCAUUAUAACACUGACAUAGAGAUACUCACCAAUGCAGUGAGUUGACUGUAUUUCGCGACAUCAGUUUUUUGGCCAAACUGGGGGAGAGGUUCCAAUAUCAGCGACAACUUGAUAAAAAACGUCCAAACUCUGAAUAACAUUAUUAGAUAACGACAUUAAUUUAACCUCGUCAGAGACUCCUUUUUUCUGGAAAAAAAUUGUUCUGCUGACUAAUGUACAUGGUUAUAUCAAUGCUUCUGCACUUGUAUGAGGCUUCAUGCGUUCGGCCACUUUAUACGCCGCGUGGUAAGCAGCCAUCAUUUUUCAUUUGAUAGAAAACUUAAUUUUGCGAAGGUUUCUUGAGUGUUAAAUCGGAGUCUUUUAGCUUUCGAGGAUUCACCGUCAUGGCCGGCGAAAUUUGCACCCCAUGUUGGUUGUUGCCAUGUUCCAGCAGCUUAGACGAUUCCUAAUUUGCUUUGGAAAAAACAACGCCACAAAGUGCGCGCUGGGGUUUUUGUACAUCAUCAGUCUCUACGAUGCGGGCGAACCCCGACCUCAGAUAAUCAUAAUUCCAAUCUCUUCUCUUUAGCAUCACGAAGUGUUAAUGGUAGUUGAAAAAAUGAAACCUGAAAAUAUGGAUCAUGUUGAUUAGAUAAAAGGCGGAAACUGAACUGGGAUAACUAGUGCAAGAGAAUUAACUAGCGUACAUGACGCUGCAAAAUGCAACUUACGUUAGCACUUUCGCGGUAAAUAUGUUGUUAACGCAUGGGCUGGAAGUCUAUUUUGCACGCGCACCAAAGUCCUGCGGAAAAUUUUUCAAAAACUGUUUCAUUUAUUUUAAACAAAAUAUGAAAAUACAAUUUCGCACCCAAUAGGACGCUGAAUAGCACCCUAUUCUAGGAGCUCCUACUCUUACUUUGAACCGAAAUUUUCCGUUGAUUGCGGUAGGAAGAACUUUGCAGAAAUUGGUCUUAUGGCGGACGAGGAAAGCCAAGGAAUUACGAGGUUUCAGCGAAGAGUUGGAGAGAAUUCACCAGUAACAGACACCCGACCCUGAUUUGCACAAUGUCAUUGCGCGCGUGCUGAGUCUAUUUACUUAAAGACUCCACAUGUGACUCCGUGGCGCAACGGUAGCGCGUCUGACUCCAGAUCAGAAGGUUGCGUGUUCGAAUCACGUCGGGGUCACCGUUUUACGCGCAGAAAAUUAUACAGGUAUCUGUACUUUAGAUAUUUAAAAAUUGAAGAUAGCACCUGUCAAAUGGAUGCAAAUGCAAUAAAGACGCUUUUACUUCGGGUAUUUAUGAGCGCCCUGAGGGCUGGGCUGAUGAUUAAUCGUCAGUUGAAGUUGCGGACCGUUAAUUGAAAUAUAAAAGCUCACCCCACGACCUAUUCCUUUCCGUGGGCUGCAAUGAGAAUGCUGUAUUUUUCGAAAAUUGGACUGGACAUUUGACCCAUCCUUGGACUGAGCAGUCGAAGGAAUUGACUGAAGUCAUUACGCGAGGGUAUUUUCUCGGAACAUUUGACCAUCUCAACAACUGUAGAUGACGUGCUGCAAGACCUGCCUUCAAACGCUCUCAACGAUUUCGGCAAUGAUCGCAAGGAUGCAUGAAUAUAAAAGAUUGUCCAGACAUGAGUGGAGACCUUGAGUUCAACAAAAGUAAUUUUUCGAAGCCCAUUUGACACCUAUGAAUUUCGAAUUGUGCAUUCAACCACUGUACUGUAUGCAAUGAACCGUGAAGGAUUUACUGCUUUUGGGGAAUCAAAAGAAUUUUCAGUGUGUUGGUUCACUUUGAACUAGAAUUUUCUGUUGAUUGUGGCAGGAACAGUCUUACAACGACUGAUUUUAUGGUAGAUGAAGAAAGCCAAGGAAAUAUAAGGUUGAAGCAUUAUUUCCCCGCAAUUAAUUUAAAGCAGGCAUAGACAGCAGAAUUUAUUGGAACCAGUAAAUUUCACGACGGCUUAUCAACUGCAGCCUGUCGUUGCAUAACACAAAUAACAAGUGAGAAAGAUACAGCGGUUUGAACUUCCACAGAGAAAAUAAAUGUAAAACAGCAAGGCCAUCGUAUACUGCACGUAGACUAAUCAAUAAAAUGGUAACUUGAAAACACAACGCAGGAAAGAAAAUGCGGAAGUUAAAACGCCGAGGGAUUUCGUAAGUCAAACGGAUGCGGAUCUACCAGGGCAAGCUGAGGUUGACCACAUGGUCUAACUGUUUGCAUAGGUCGGGUUUCUCCCGCCGUGUGUAGGCUGCCUCCGAGUUGUUUGUCGAGGGAUUUACGAAAUCCCUCGGCGUGUCAACUUUCCCAUUUUCUUUCCUAUGUUGCGUUUUCAAGUCGCCAUUUUAUUGAUUAGUGUACGUGCAGUAUACGAUGGCCUUGCUGUUUUACAUUGAUUUUCUCUGUGGGAGUUCAAACUGCUGUAUCUUUCUCACUUGUUAUUUGUGUUAUGCAAUGAGAGGCUGCAGUUGAUAAGCCGUCACAAAAUUUACUGGUUCCGGUAAAUUCUGCUGUCUAUGCCUGCUUGAAAUACAAGUUCUCAGCGAACAGUUGGAGAGAAUCAACUCAUAGUAGGACACGCCUACUUGACAUGCAUAUAUAUAUUGACGAUUGUCAUUCUCUUGGCGUAGAUGAAGACUUCUCGCCACGUCAGCUGCUGUGUUUAAUCCCAUUGCCAGUUUGCUUUACUUUCCUGGUCACUGGCAUUUUGGAGAGGGAACUGACAAUUAGGCUACUUCUGAUCAGAUGCAGUUUUUGGGAACUAUCACAAUCCGCUAACGGUUGUAACUUAAAAGGUUGCUAGCUGACUGCACUCUGCUAGCUGUGGAAGUAGCACAGCUGUGCCACGCCCUGUCGUCUUGGGUGUGGAAACAGUUGCGUGAGACACGGUGCGCAAGUCUGUUUCUCCGUAAGCAAUUUGCCACGUCGGCGUCGUGACAGUUAAUGGUCUUUGUCGCCUACGACUCCCACUUAUAUGACUUAGUCCCUACAGCAGCAAGCUGACCGGACUUUGAGCCGCAUUUUUACUCCUGAAAAUCGUUUCGCGCGGCUUUAUUUGCCCUUAUAGUUUGGCGUGUUAUUUCGUGUUAUUAGGCCGACCAGGGUCGAAGCUGGCGUUGUCAUUAUUUUCAAAGGCAGUGGCUGUUAUGACCCGAAAGGAAGUUUGAACGGAAUGAGGGCCGGUUCGGAAAACACCUUUUUAUCUGAGGAUAAUGAACUGCUCACAGAUCAAGGGACUUGCAGGGCUGACGUUUCGAAGAGCUGGGGCGGCUCUCCAUUUUCAAAACGUCUAGUGAAAAAAUCGAUCAGGAUUUUGAAUGGACAGCCGGAUUAGUUGGCCUUGGUCUGAUCGAUUUUUUUCCUUCUUUCGCUGUCUUAGCCUACCGGCCGUCAUCUGUGAGUGUUGGUGGCCUCCUGUAUUGUGUUUCGCCACCUCAGUUGGGGUUAGUUGCGUUUGCGUUCCCCUUUUGGGUGAGUUGGUCGACAGGCCCUGUUUGCUCGGUAGUCUUAGGCGCCAUAUGACUGUCUUGUCUUCGUCACGGCGUAUGUAAUGACGUAAAAUUUUAUAGGCCGAAGGAAGGUCUAGAUGCCUUUUGAUGGAGUUGGCAUCAGAGGCGAUGGCCGGUAGGCCUAGGCAGCGAAAGAAGAGAAAAAAAUCGAUCAUACCAAGGCCAACUAAUCCGGCUGUCCAUCCAAAAUCCAGAUCGAUUUUUCACUUGACGCUUUAAUAAUGGAGAGCCGCCCCAGCUCUUCGAAACGUCAGCCCUGCAAGUCCUUCGAUCCGGUGAGCAGUUCAUUUUCCUCAGAUUAUCAACCCGGAUCUCUUACUUUUGCUAACCUGAACGCCUUUUUAUCGAUAGCUAACGAACACGGGGUGUUUCAACCUGUCGGAAAGACGCCUUAUUUGUGUUGGCCCUUGCGCUUUCUGGGACAUUCCGGCCAAUGGCGUUCCCGCCCACUGCGUGCCGGUCGCGGAUUGGCCACCGCCUGCGCCACGCCGCUUUUUGUUCCGAAUUGUUUACACCGCUAGGCCCCAGCGGUGUCCUUGUGUUUGCUACUUUGUUUCUUUGCCUUUAUUGUAGAACGUGCAGAAGAUGUUGGGGUUUGCUCCCUCGCGCGCUUCACUGGCACAGAAUUCCUUCGGAGCAGCGCAGUGA
Molecule: messenger RNA, 13664 nt
Organism: Spirometra erinaceieuropaei
Lineage: Eukaryota; Metazoa; Platyhelminthes; Cestoda; Diphyllobothriidea; Diphyllobothriidae
Source: the annotation of a GenBank genome assembly